Messenger RNA from Olea europaea var. sylvestris, 2167 nucleotides. Its product is annotated as chaperone protein ClpC1, chloroplastic-like. NCBI's taxonomy places the organism in Eukaryota, Viridiplantae, Streptophyta, Magnoliopsida, Lamiales, Oleaceae. The record is from RefSeq and is a predicted model, not a curated record. Bases 991 to 1317 code for a protein of 108 amino acids. The transcript is spliced from 4 exons. Gene Ontology annotation, molecular function: ATP hydrolysis activity. Gene Ontology annotation, cellular component: cytoplasm. Gene Ontology annotation, biological process: cellular response to heat.
UUCAGUCAAUUAAUAUCCUUAAUAUAGUUUAUGGGGAAAGGCAUGUACAAUUGAAGGGAUCUGGGAAUCCACAAAGAUUAGUUACAAUGUUGUAUAGUGUAAAAACAAUGCCUCUAAGGAUCAGGAAUUUCUCAAGAUUGCGAGAACCUAAUGCCUUAGAUAUGAUGCUAAGUCAAACUGGCCAGUGACUCCAAUCGAAGGUAUCUGGUGCCACCCCUGUAACACUACAAAGAAAAUGCAGAUUUGCACCACCAGCCAUGUUGUCGCGCCGUACACAGAAGGCAAUAAAAGCUGUUCUACUUGCACAAGAGGAGCCAAGACGAGUUGGUCAUAAUUUUGUGGGAACUGAGCAGAUUCUGUUGGGACUUAUUGGUUGCUGCUAAGGUUCUCAAGUGAAUAGGAAUUAAUUUGAAAGAUACCCGUCUAAAGGUGGAGAAAAUAAUUGGAAAGGGUAGUGGAUUCGUUGAUGUGGAGAUACCUUUUACUCCUCGUGCAAAGCAUGUUUUAGAACUCUCGCUGGAGGAAGCUCUCCAGCUAAGCAACUUUUUUUAUUAUUUCUUUAAAUGUGUGCUAGUUUCUGGAGAGUGUCUUUCCUUCCUGGUGCACAUGAUAGGCUCUCUUACUUCAUCUAAUUCUAAUAUACAGUUUUACUGUUCCAAUCUUAUUUCUCUCUUAUAAAUAAGGGUCCUAUUUUUAUGUUAGCUUCAUAUUUACACGUGAUUAUUUGUGUGGAUCGAUUAUUAUCAAUUUCUUUUGCUUUGAAAUUUAUUGCCUUUUGAUAUAGGUCACAAUUACAUUGGAUCAGAACACUUGCUUCUGGCAUUGUUUCGUGAGGAUGAAGGUGUGGCAGCUCGUGUUCUAGAGAACUUAGGUGCUGACCCAAGUAAUAUUCGUAGACAGGCAAGAAUCACUACUUCUCUUUGCUUUCUGGUGAUUCCCUUAAAACUGACUGUCUAUAUGUUGAUCCAUUUGGGCAAUUAGGUUAUUAGAAUGGCAGGCGAGAGUUCGGAAGCUGUUGGUGCUGGUGUUGGAGGUGGAAGUUCAGGCAACAAGAUGCCUACACUGGAGGAGUAUGGUACUAAUUUAACCAAGCUAGCUGAGGAGGGUAAAUUGGACCCUGCUUUUGGAAGGCAGCAAGAAAUUGAACUUGUCACUCAGAUUCUGGUGCAGCGUACAGAAAAUUACCCCUGCCUCAUUGGAGAACCUGGCGUUGGGAUGACAGUAAUUGUAGAGGGCCUUGGUCAGAGAAUUGCCAAUGGGGAUGUUCCUGAGACCAUUGAGGGGAAAAAAGGUUAUAACCUGCUGGGACCAAGUUGAGCAAGCGGUGUUAGCAUACCUGAAGAAGAAGUUUAAACAAACGGAAUUGGCCCUACAAGAAGAGCAGCAAUCACGCAACAAAAUGAACUCUCUUUCCACCGAUCCUUGUAUUGCCAAACAUAUCCUUGCUUUAUCCGAGUAAGAAUUUUAAAACCUUUUUUUCCCCAAAAAAACUUCAAUAGACAUGGAAAAUUUCAAGUAUUCAUAUUAGGUUUUUGGGUUGUUUAGAAGAUUGGGAUUUUAGGAAAACUUGAAUGCGAAUUAACUUGUGGGAAAGUUGGAAAUUUUCCUAAUCGAUUGGUAUAGAUGACUUUUCUUGGUUAGGUGGUUGGUGCAAGUCUUUUUAUUUUAAUCAAUUAUCCGGAUUGAAUUCUUUGUCAGCUUAGUUUGAAUUAGCUCUAAGUACAUGUAAGAAGCAUGACGAACAUGGAAUUGUAUGGAGUCCUUACUCUUGGGACGCUAUUGGAAAACUGCCUCCAUUAAAAGCCUGCUAUUUUUACUUCUGUAGGAGUUUAUGAUUCUAUGUUAAUUAGAGACAUUGGAAGAAGGAACUAGCUCCAGUGCAGAAAAUGUUCCUGCUCAGUACCACGAAGGAUAUAUCAAACCUCGGUCAUGGGCAUAUAGUUCAUUGGAUCUGUACAAGGUAAUGAGUAUGUGGUUGACUAACUUCUUGUUUCUUUGAGCUCAUAAUCGCAUCUCAAGUAAUGUUUACUUAUUCUAUGUAAACAAUACCAUAUUUAAUGAUAUGUUCAAAUGGUUAGUGAAUUUGUAAUUACUACAGAAACUCUUGAAUGCUGCAGUGUUGCCAUGCACAUAUAUUUGAACUCUCAAGAUGGCUAAUUUCAAAAUA